Nomia melanderi (Alkali bee) is the source of this 9177-nucleotide messenger RNA. RefSeq names its product coiled coil domain containing protein Alhambra (gene Alh). The record is from RefSeq and is a predicted model, not a curated record. NCBI's taxonomy places the organism in Eukaryota, Metazoa, Arthropoda, Insecta, Hymenoptera, Halictidae. Gene Ontology annotation, molecular function: nucleosome binding; histone binding. Gene Ontology annotation, biological process: regulation of transcription by RNA polymerase II. Gene Ontology annotation, cellular component: nucleus.
UUCGGAACACGCUUCCCGUGGCUCGCGGCGGAGCGCGCGUCAGAGCAUGCGCAUAACCGUCGCGACACCAAAAUAAGAUGGCCGGCCAGCGAAACAAAUAAAGCGCCGUUGUAAAUAACAAACCGUCCGAGCACGUUCCGCGUAGAAAUCCUUGUGGUGAUUACGUGGUGCCGGGCGUGUAGCGAUCGCCUCGGUGCCGUUGGUUCUUGUGAUCUGUCACGCGGACCCAGUGAUCGAGCGGUAGUGCCCGUGUAUCGCCGCGGUGUUUCACGGGCCACGAUUCGCACCAGUGUUGAAUGCGUGACGCGCGUGCAGGAGUUUCAAGGUACGCGGCUACGAGGCCAGCCGAGCCGAGGACCACCGUCGCCAGGAUGCAACUGCGAAAGCGAGACACUCUCGUGCCACGUCCUCGCCCACGGCUCGCCUAGCUCCUCAUGCUAGUCUCGUCUUCCGAAUUGCUUGGAGCACAGCAUGAAGGAGAUGCUUGGAGGGUGCUGCGUGUGUUCUGACGAGAGGGGUUGGACUGAGAAUCCGCUGGUUUACUGUGAUGGCCAGGGCUGCACUGUUGCCGUACACCAAGCCUGUUAUGGUAUCGUUACGGUACCGACAGGGCCAUGGUACUGCAGAAAGUGUGAAUCACAGGAAAGAAGUGCACGUGUGCGUUGCGAGUUAUGUCCAAGCCGUGAUGGAGCUCUUAAGAGAACAGAUCAGGCUGGAUGGGCGCAUGUGGUUUGUGCGCUGUACAUACCGGAAGUACGUUUCGGUAACGUGACGACUAUGGAGCCUAUUAUUUUGCAAUUAAUACCAUCCGAAAGGUUCAGUAAGUCAUGCUAUAUCUGCGAGGAACAAGGCAGAGGUAGUAGAGCAAAUGUGGGAGCCUGUAUGCAAUGCAACAAAACUGGCUGCAGGCAGCAAUUUCAUGUCACAUGUGCUCAGGCUCUUGGCUUGCUCUGCGAAGAAGCUGGCAACUAUCUUGAUAACGUUAAGUACUGUGGAUAUUGUCAGCAUCACUACUCUAAACUGAAAAAGGGUGGUAACGUUAAGACGAUACCACCUUACAAGCCAAUACCAGCAGAUAAUGGCUCGUCAGACUCAUCUCCUGAAAAGGAAGCAGAGACCCCGAUAAAGUCUUCGUCAAGUGGUAAACGAAAGAGUUCAAGUUCCAAAUCCGCUACCAAUUCUAAAAACAAAUCCAAUACUAGUCCAAGCCUAGAAAUAAAUGGCGUUGCUGACGACAAAAGCAGCAGCGGUCGUAAUACACCCAAAGAGAACACCACAAAUUCCAGUAAAUUCACAACUUCCAACUUCGUAGAGACAAUCGUCACCCAAUCGGAGAGCGUGUUCGGGCACGACGGCACUGCCUCCACUACCGCCGCCGCGACGAUCAAGUCGGGAUCGAACGCGAGCUCGGGCCACAAAAACAGUGGGCAGACGAAAUCGAAUUCGUCGACGUCCAACAAGACGUCCAGCCACAGUAAAAAGAGAAAGACCGGAGCCCGUACGCCGACCGUGAUAGGGAACGAGAACUCGAACCAAUCGGUCAGCUCUGAAGCCAGCGGUUCCGUUGUGGUCGCUGUUAGUUCGGUCGUGCAGCAAGCUGUGUCCAGCAAUAAUGUACAGACUACCAUAACGGAAGCUACAAGCUUGAGCACGACUACAGAACCGGAGAAAUCAAAAAAGUUGAAAGUUGAGAGUCCCAUUCAAUCGUCAUCGAACACUCCAGUCAGUACGGAAGCGACUACCACACCUGUGAUAAUGGCAGUAACGCAGUCCCAAUCCUCAAUUGUAACCCAGUCACCAACGACUACUUCUAACAGUAUAGUCGUGUCCGUACCACUGACUGCGACUUCGCUGCCUAGUACCGUGCAGAGCGUAGUGACCAGUGCUCCAACGUUGUACCAGCAAUUGCAGCAGAGUAUUAUCACCACAGCUGCCGCCACUGAGCCGAGAACAAGUGCUGUACCCAAUUCUGAGAGAUUUAAUACAGAGGAAGCUCCUGUUAAGAGAUCUCGCUCUCAGUCAUCGGACAAGCAGGAAAAGUCGCGUAAACCAAAGCGAGGCUCUUCAAAUAGUCAACCAGCGUUGCAACAGCCACAGCAACAGUCUCAGGCGCAACUACAGCAGCCUCAGUCAGUAGCUUCCUCAGUGGUGACCUCUGUGUCCAGCAGUGCUGUUGUGACGACAUCGAAAAGAGGAGGUAGAAAUAAUCAUCAAACUCCUCCACCAGCCGUUACUGUGGCACCAGUACCAUCCAUCAUUCAGGGGCCUACAUUAUCCAGUGGCCACUUUAGCAGUAUUACUGCUGGGUCGGCGAAUACAAUGGGUCCUACUGUUAAAGAAUCUCCUCCGAGCAGUCCUGGUUCUGAAAGUAUGAGCAGUAGUGGACCAGGAAGGCGGAAAAGGAAGAGUGCCAGCGCAGCCUCUACAACACCUAUACCGUCUGCCUCCAGCACUCCAACACUUACAAAUCCUAAAGAAGAAAAGGAUAUUAAGCUGUUUCAGAAUGGCGUGAGUGCACCACAUAUGUUGGGCAAUCAGUUGAAUCCAACUUCUACGAUGGCACAAAAAAUGUCUGACACUCUUUCGCAAGAACUCGAGGCACAUUCUAUUUUUACUGAAGCUAGUAAUUCCACGACGAACCUAGUUGGUCCACAGCUGCAUAGUCGAGUAAUUGCAUCUCAGAUACGAUCGAAUCAGGCAGGUGCACCGCCUACAUCAUUUUCCUCGGUCUUCAAUACCGCGACCAAUACGAAUACCAACUCCAGCAUGGGUAACACCAGUGGUAGUGCUGCGCUAGGAGGUGGAGCAAUACCUCAAACUCUGGACCAACUUCUAGAGAGACAGUGGGAGCAAGGAAGUCAAUUUCUGAUGGAGCAGGCCCAGCACUUUGACAGUGAGUUCGCUUCCCUACUUUCAUGUCUUCACCAGUUAAGAGCAGAGAACCUUAGGCUAGAGGAGCAUGUAAAUAGUCUUUUACAAAGGAGAGAUCACUUAUUGGCUGUGAACGCAAGACUUGCUAUUCCACUGACCAGUCAACCUAGCACACAUCCAGCGAACAACAUACACCCCACGGUAAAUCCAUCUCACCCCAAUAUCCCGCACCCUGAUGUCCCGCCAGGUGCUGCUGCUCCAGUUCCGCGAGUGAACCGGGAACCCCGAGUGAACAACACGUAUAUGCCUCAUUCCAGUUCCAGUAAUCAUUCGACGACGUUGGAGAACGGCUUACCUCCCGAUCCCUCGCCACCUGCUGCAGCUUCAAUAUCACAGUACCAGCAUAGGACAUCUUUAGUUGCUCCUCAACCCAGUCCAACGAUCAGGCAUAGUCCAGCCGGAAGUGCGUAUCAUCAGGGUCAACCAAGUAAUAUAGUGUCUCCUGCACCUGCUAGCAACGCUGGGGUAGUCAGGAACUCGUCGGUCACACCUGAUCCGCUGCGUGGAGUACCAAGGUCAGUGCCACAGUCAUCGAGCAAUUACAUGUCAUCAAUGUACCAACCCAUCACUAUGUCGAAUCUUUCAAGUAAUCAAGUAGGUAAUGUUCAUAACCUUCAUUCACAUGGACCUUCUCCACCCAGCCUUGGACCACCGGGGAAGCCCAGCUGAAGAUAGAUGGACACAUCGGGGAAAGAGAAGCGUGCUGUAUCCGUUGCAAGACGUGGUAGUGAUGAAGCUUGAUCAUCGACCGAGAGACGUGUUUGUUCAUCGCCGCGAACGAUGGAACCGCCUGGUCCUCGAGGUUGACCCGUGCCUCGUCGAAUUGACAUCAAUUGAUACUGACUUCUGUCUCGAUUGACCAUUGAUUAGGUAGCCGCAACGUCACCUAAAGCAGAACGUUCAGGGCUAAAGUGAUGUACCACCGUUGGAAGGAACCAUCCGUUGCAUUGACUGUUAACCCUUUGCACUCAAAGGUUUUUUUCUUGUAAAUAUUCAACAUUUUCUAAUGAUAUGUCGAUGACAUCUUCUGCGAUUUGCAUAAAGAGAAAUCGUACAGUAUUUAACGCCUUGACUUAUAAUUCAUUUUUCAACUAUGAUGAUUACGACUAAAUACUUUAUCAGUAUCAACUUAUGGAAAAAAUAGAAAAUUUCUAUGAAUUUUCCAUAUCUAUGUUUCUCGCAAAUUAUAAUUACUGUUAAUAAAAUAAUAGUAUUUAAUUUAAAUUCAAAUGGAUUGAGUAAUGUUUGUGUGUUAAAUUUUCAUUUAAAUCUUUAUGAAUUUGACACGUUGUCGUUAUACAAGGAGUUAUGGAACUGCACUGUUUCUUUUCAGUAUUUCAUGUAUUGUAUACACAUUCUACAAAAUUCAAGAUUGAAUAUGAAGCUUUACGAUUGUGUUACACUUGACUGUCUGAGAGUCACCUCUCGAGUGCAAAGGGUUAAUUGACUUUUGUAGCGUGUCGUUUUGUAAAACACAUUUGUAGGCACGUUUUCUAUGACAUAAAUCGACAGGCACGGUGCAUAGAGGUACAGCUGGGAGAUGACUCGAUGUCCUAGGUCUUGAUACAGUACGAGAGGUGUGCUUCUAGCUUACAGUUUUACAGUUUCGAUUAAUUACUUGUAGCCGUAUUAAUAAAGUGUAAGUUAACGAUGGAAGACAUCAGAAAUUAAAAAAUAAAACCAACAGAAAAUUGGGUGACAAAAAAUGAACAGUGAUCAGUGAGCUUAGGCAUCAAGUAAUCCUCUAGGGGUUUAGUUGGACGAUGACUUGAUGUCUUGCAGAAAGCUGUAGGAUCAAGAGGUCUUCCUAAUUUUACAGUUUUGAUUAAGUAUAACCGUACUGUCAAAUAGUGAAAUUAAAGAAUAAAACCAUCAGAUAAUUAGGCGACAGAAAAUAAACCUUGUAGCCUAGCCAUCAAGUGAUCUCCUAGCCAGUAGCCACCGGAAGAUUCCAAUCGCUUCGCGUGUCACGUCGUUGACUUCUCGUUCCUCUUUGGUUGCGCGUCGUCAGGCACGUCUGAGACAAUCUCUUCCUCAUCGUCGAGAAUGAGCAGAGUAACGGCAAACGCAGAUGUACAAAUCUUAGGGUGUAAGUUAAUCUAUCGCGACGAGAAUAGCAAUAAUAUUUACAUGUAGGUGUACAUUUUAAUUGGAAGUAAUCACUUGUAAGUCCGAUGGCACGGUGUCAAGCCAUCGUUUUAUAUAGAAUCGUUUAUUGCAGUCGACUCACCAACUUCAUCCGACUUGUAUUCUGAACGAGUGAGUUUCAGGACUUAGAGUACACGGUACACAUUGAACUUGGGAAGUCUUUAAAUCCUCUAAAUCACUUCAUCCAAAUUCUAUUGUUUACUUUAUUUAUUCUUCAUCAUUGGUUAGACCCUACACAUCACUGUAUGUAUUAGCUAAUUUUGAAAAAUUGUUUAAUGAGUACCAAGUACCACGUCCCAGUUCACAAACACUCCGUAAUAGCGAAUGCUAGACUGUUCAAUCUCAGUAGAUUCCUUUGGUAACAGUCUUCAACCAUAAACAUAAUGCAAACUCGACCUGUCCCGCACUCGUCAACUGUAUAUUCUAAUCUUAUACAUAGAACAUACUAAAUGUACAACACGAGCACUGCCUUCCACCAAUAAAGUUUCGAUGCGGGACAGGUUGACAGGGGUGUGGGGGUGGAUCCUCCCCGAUAGCGAACACGUGAUUUGUUUCUAUUUCAACUUCCACACGGCCCGUUUAGCGAUGCUGGUUAAACGGAGCUGAUCUGUCGCGAGCAAUUCAUUACUGGUUUCGUGAUGUGUAAUAUAGGUUCGUUGAAUGUUUUCGUUUUUCGGUUUUGUUGUACCGCGCCCCUCUCGAUGGCUACCGCACACUUCACUCGACGACUGCGACCUUUGAUCGCUGCGACGAUCAUCGAACUGCGGAUCUUUGUGCACUGUAGUUAACACGUUGACAAUGCUGAGAGUUUCGUGUCAGCCAUUUAACACUAAAACUACCAGAUGGAUCGAAAGUACUCAUUCCUGAUUUCUUCUUUUUGCAAUUAUUAACACUUUGCGGUCCGAAAAGAUCUUAGCUUCUCACUCGGUAACUCAUAUAAAUGUAUUUUAAAUCAAGUGUAAUUUUAUGUACCAUUUUAAUAAUUUAUUUGAGGACAUCUGAGAACCACUAAAAUAUUACUUACAUAUGAUACAAUUAUGAUACUGUGCAUAAUUGUAGCAAAUAUUCAUCCACCACUUAACUAAUCCAGUGAAUUGAACGCCGAAUCUAUCUUGACGUAGGAUUGCAAAGCGUUAAAGAGAUGUUUCUCUGACUAUUUGUUAAAGAAAUUGAGUUAGCAAGAUGCAAACUGAAUUGAAAAUGUGUUGAAGUCUGAAUAGAUGCACUCUUGGAGUUUCUAUAGAAGAAUUUGUAGAAGUCAUUUUAUCUGUUUCGUAGUUUUGGUGUUAAUGGAAUGAAAUAUUGGUUAACUUCAUCAAACAAAAAUUGACAAAAGUAAUGGAAUACCCUGGUUUUCAAAGUUUUCCUAUAAAUGGGAAAUUUAAUGAAUAUUAUUUAAUGUAUAUUAUGUAUUUGCUAUUAUUUGUUUAUUGCAACGAGUAUGUAAAAUGCAUGGAAGGGUAUAUCCUUGAAAUAAUAUUUAUUGUUAUUGUGAUUUUUGUAUUGUUCCAGAAAUGUUUGGUUUUCGGUAAUAAUUGUGCGACAAUUUGAGAAUCCAUUGCUUUAAGGAUAGAGUUUGGAAAAUUAUCAAUGUGAAGUUAACUGACUUAUCUUUCACUGGGAAGAUACAUAAAAUCGAUUAUUCAUUAUUUGAUGUCACUAUUGUUAUAAUACACUAUUAUCUUGUUACGAUAUUAAAUAGUUUUAUUUGACAUCAAUUAUGUUGCACAUUAUAAUUGCCUUCGGCAAUCUGGAAGUAUUCGUUAUUAGUGACCACAAUGACAGUCAACGUGUUAGAGUACAAUUGCAUUCUAUUAACUUUGUAAUUUUCAUGUUACAAUUUAUUUAUUACUGCCAUUAAUUCUGGUAUUCGAAUUCUGCUUUCCAACUUGCUUCGCAUUUGUCUAUGAUAUUGCGAGAACGCAUACAUUUCCGCAGUUCGAAAUAACUGUACAUGUUAAUCAAAACUUGUUAGACGAGUACGUGGAUCUGUUGGUGGUGUUUGCCAAUAGUAUUUUCGCUCAAGGAACUAGAACUAUUUGUACUACGAAAAUUCGGCUUAAUCGUGACCCUGCACUGAUUCUUGGUGAUGAAAGCUGAUCAACAAAUUUCACGUUUGAGAAAAAAACCCCAUAAAUAAUUCAGUCUUCAAAAAAAUGUACGAAUCAAUUAUCUAACUGUAUGUAAUUCAUUAUAUAACGAAUUAUAAUGGAUAUUUUCAUAUAAUAGAAUAUUUCUUUCCAUUUUUUGAUGAUCUUGGAAAUUAGAACAUGUAACUAACGAAGCUGCAACAAUUGUGUACUAAUUUAAUAAUAGCAUGGUUUAGCUGCGAACACCAAGAAUCACCAGAUGUCAACAUUUGACGGAAAAUGUAGUUUGUCUCUUUUAUAACUGAACUUUCGAUUAGAAUGAUGGAACAUUAAAAUGGAGGAUGAGGAACGGCCAGAAGUCUGUCUUUCCGUUUCGAACGGAGUUGAAUUCCAAUGUUAUAACGACAUUUUUUUUUUCCUUUUUUUUUACAUUUUGUUCUUUAUCGUCACUGCCUUGUUAGACUUAUAAUUAUUUAAUUAUAUUCAACUUUGUUUCACUGUUAAGAACGAAGUCGCGUUGUAGAAAAAUGAAUGGUACCAAUUACCGUGUUGUGUUCCUUAUUUUAAUUAGUAUGUCGCGGAAAGACGAUUCAAGAUUGCAUGUGUGAAAUCGAUUUGCCUCUCUUCGGACUGAGAUGUGCAAAAUGUAAUCUGACUAUAUAUUACUCGUAAUUGUUCAAAUGUGAUUGGAUAACAUAUUGUCUUCGAUAAUCUUGUGUUGUUGCUAAUCUUCAAAUUAAUUAACUCCUUGACUUAGGAUUUACUUGUCGACUAUGAUCAAUUCAGUUAGUUACAAUAUCAUUAAUAAUUAGUUCAUUAAAAAAACCGAAAAAUAUUAGAUUUAUUUUAUGCCUAUGUUUACUCAAAAUUAUAAUUAUUGAUAACAGAAGAAUAAUAUUUCAUUUGAAUUCAACAGGAUUGCGUCAUAUUUACGCUUCUUAAAUUUUGGUUAAAAUCUUCAUGAGUCUGACACGUUGUUAUAAGGCGAGGGGUUGAAACAAGUUUUGAAUACUAUUCGCAGAUAAUAACCUCCUGUUGAUUAAAACUUGCAUUUUAAUGAUUACGUUUAACUCUUUGCACUGUGUAGCAUUUUCUACAUUUAAUGGAGAUACUCGAUUAUUAAUGACUUUGUGUUACAUUAAAUUUGAAUAUGAACUCAUUUUUCAGUUUGUAAUAUUUUAUUGUGUGAUAUCUGUAAGGAAAAUUUGAUCUAAAUACUGAAUGCCAGCGGAAUUAGUACAAGUGAAAAGGAUUAAUAUGUAAUCAGUAGACUUGCUGUCUUUAUGCAUUUAUCAUAAUUAUCAGUCCAUAGAUUAUGGAAUGAAGAAGUAUAUACAAGGACAUAACAACUAUGUUACUUUAUUUUCAACUAAUGAAGAUUUGAUAAGGAGGGAAUUAUUUUCUACUUAAGCCCUGUUUGUUUAAAUUACCUCAACGAAUCAGUGGCUCAUGAUAAUGGUGACCAAUUUCUAUUUCUGUUUUCUCAUGCAAAAAAGCUUUCGCAAAGUAUUCCAAAGUUAACUAAAUAUUAAAUAUUACAAUGACUAAUAUUAAUAUUUAAUAAUGACUGAUAUCAAUAUUUAAUAAUGACUGAUAUCAUUAAUGACAUGGUAAUAUAUUAGUAUCUAGUUAAUCCAAGACUACUUAACAAACAUUCUUUUUAUUACAUCUCAGAAAUAGUAAGUACACCACUGUUAUUUGUAGCUAUUCCUAUCUCGAUUUCGUUGAUUAUAAUAAUUGGAUUACAUUUUGCCCAACUCUGUCUUCAAGUGUGACGUUGUAAAUUCGGUGGACGUGUUUUUUAGGCUAACGACGGACGGAGGCGAUAGUGGUAGAUUACGAGAGCGACGUAAAUUGAAGGUAGCUCGUCACCACUCAGGGAAAUUCGAUUUACUAUACUUGAUAUCCGGUCGAGUUCUCUUCUUCGAUACUGCUAUUUUGUAAUAUACAGAUUUGCCAACGGUAGCAGUGCUCAGGGUCUCAGUGUAAUGAUCAGACUGGUUCAACC